Erigeron canadensis is the source of this 1429-nucleotide messenger RNA. RefSeq lists its product as uncharacterized. Lineage: Eukaryota; Viridiplantae; Streptophyta; Magnoliopsida; Asterales; Asteraceae. Bases 637 to 1323 code for a protein of 228 amino acids. The transcript has 5 exons. The record is from RefSeq and is a predicted model, not a curated record. Gene Ontology annotation, molecular function: protein binding.
UUCUCUUCAGGCACGUCUUACUUCUUCAACUUAAUCUUGAGAUUUCAUAAAAUCUGUAGGUAAAAGAUGAGUCAUUCAGAUAUAUCCAAACAAAAUUAAAAAAUGUAGGAGUGUACUUGCUUACAAGAUCAUGGCAUAAAUUAAUUACCUCAUGUAUGGAUCCAUCCUGUUGCUGAAAGAAAAAUAUAAACCAAUCAAUCUUUCCAAUCAUUUAGUCUGUUAGAAGAAGAGCCUAUAGUUUUGCAUCGAUCUUUUUCUGCAUGUAUUAGGGCACACUAAAAGUUGGGUAGCUAACUUGUAUUGCCCAUUUGUAACAAACUAAAAGUCUGUUAGAAUAGCCUGUAGUUAACUUGUAUUGCCCUUUAAGCAGUUAGUUGUUUUCCACCAUACUCCUUAUCAAAAUAUGGGCACUAAUUGUCGUUUGUCGCUAUAUCUCAUUUUUGAUUGACUUGUUUCAAAGAGUCUACUAACUUGUAGUUUAGGCACAUCUUGAUUGUUUGUCAUUCCCAAUGGAUGGACAUGUUCUAAUCUUGAUUGUUUGUCAGAUACCAGAGUCGGAAUAAUGCUUAGCAAGCAAGGAGUACUGCAGUGUCCAACAAAACUGGAUUUGGAUUAUUCAAAAACAUGAAAUAGAAGAUGGCACACAUCUUUGACUUACCUGAUGAGAUUCUGAGCACCGUAAUGAUUCUGUUGGCGAUGUCAUGCACUGGAGCUGUGGACCUUGCAAGGUUGUCAGCCACAUGCAAAAGGUUUUUGAAUCUUGCUACACAACCACUUGUCUUAGAGGUUGUGAACUUCGAUGAGGUUCCUGUUUGUAGUUAUGAACGGCACCAUCAUAUAAAUGACCUCCUUUGCCUAUGUGCCCGAGUUGGCAAUAGGGAUGCUGAGCUCAUGCUGGCAAAGGCUCUUCUGAAUAUUGACUUCUUUUUCUGGGAUAUGAUCAUGGAACAGGGUAGACCGCAUCUUGUUGAAAAUCCAUCAGGAAUUGGAUUAUUAUGCCAUGUGAGACUUGUUCGAACUUUCAUUGAUUUUGCAUCUGAUAACCAUAUUGUCUGUAUGCGCAUGCCUCUAUUCAGAUACAUAAUCUCGUUUCUUGGCUAUAAGCAAAUGUGUACAAGUGGACUUCUCCUUGCCCUCCGUAACAUGGUUAACUAUCUUCGCUUUGAACAAGCUGAGCUCUUGCUUUAUGCACAAGAAGAUGUAGGAAACGACAUGCCAUCAAAUGAACCUGAUAAUGAAAUGGUUCAGCUGGCUCUGGAAUUGGGUGAUGUUUAUCGUGAUCGUGUGCUUGAAAUAUAUGAUGAAGUGUUUCAUGUGUGUUGAGUAACUGCAGGCCAUAACUUGAUUGGUGUCUGAAAUGAAGUCAUGAAUAAAGUUUAAGAAUCCUUUUAUAGUAAGCAUUUCCUUGUCAACCAUAAGCUUUUUUUGA